Molecule: messenger RNA, 1336 nt
Organism: Folsomia candida
Lineage: Eukaryota; Metazoa; Arthropoda; Collembola; Entomobryomorpha; Isotomidae
Gene: Tsp97E
Product: tetraspanin-13
Exons: 5
Coding region: 314-1015 (233 amino acids)
Cellular component (GO): membrane
Source: RefSeq, a predicted model, not a curated record
AACAUAAUUGGAAAGUAAAUAUUUGUUUAAUUGACGAUGCAUGCCCAAUGAAUGGCAGUUUUCUCCAUCAAGUUAUUAUAUCGUGAGUCGUCUCUGCACAGGAAGAGCGAAUAGAGUGUCGAAUAUUUUAGUCUUGUAGUCGGUGACGAAUGAAAAAUAAACAAGUGAUAUUACAAUACAAUCAAUUAUAUUUUACAAAUUUCAGUUCAUUGAAAUUGAGGAUUACCUUAUUCAGCUAUCUCAUUGAGGUCUGUUAUAUAUUUUGUCAGUCAGUACUGUGUCUAUUUCUUGGACCUAUUCAUAAACUCAGAAAAUGUUGGGGGGAUUUAAAUGUUCAAAAAUUUCUCUCAUCGCUCUCAACAUAUUUUAUAUCACUGUAGGGAUUACUUUAAUAGCACUGGGCGCCCAUUGGAUGACCUCUAAUCGUGUGACCAGCCUGCCAGUUAUUGGAGGAGUGGUGGCAUGUGGAGUAUUCCUUCUCUUGGUCGCCAUCGGAGGAAUUUAUGCGACUCUGAAACAACACCAAGUUUUUCUUUUCUUUUACAUGGUCAUCCUCUUUUGUCUCUUCAUCGUCCAGUUCUCAGUGGCUUGUGCAUGUCUCUCAGUGUCAAAGGAGACGCAGGAGGGGAUCGCUAAUCAGGGCUGGGCUACGUUGGACUAUUCGCUAAAAGGUAGCGUCCAACAAACCUACCACUGCUGUGGAUUUAGCAAGGAUAGGUCGGACCUCAUAUUUUUGAAUCAGACGACUGAACCUAAUAGAGCACAUCCAUCUUGUGAGAAAAUUGAGACAUGCAGUAAUUGCGGAGCAAUAAAUGAAGGCACGAACAGUACCACUUCGUGCACAUGCCCUCCAUGUCUUCUUCAGGUUGAAUCAGUUAUUGGACAGGCGUUUCGAACAACUGGAGGUGUCUCAUUAUUUUUUAGUUUUACUGAGUUUAUUGGGAUCUGGCUGACUGUGCGGUAUCGAAACCAGAGAAAUCCUCACAUGAAUGGAAACCCUUCAGCGUUUUUGUAGAAUCUUGUUUGAAAAUUUAAUGGGAAACGACUGCAUACCACAUCACAUGCUCUUAUAAGUCUUUACUUUAGUCUUAACCUAGUCCUGUUAUUUUAUCAUUGGUAUAUGUAUAUUUUAAUUAUAACGUUCGUGUUAUAUUAACUGACUGAGCCUUUUUUGUAAUUUUCAAGUAAUUUUGAUUGAAAAUUGUUUCAUUAUUACCUUGUUUUAGUUUGUUUAGCUGGAUAUUUCAAUUUUAAAUUCUACUUCGUACUGAUAUUAUUAUGUAACAUAUCUUCUCAUGAAAUCAAAAUAGAGCUAAAAUUGCUGUUUUGUAAGAAA